AUGGGCAGCAUGGGCCAGUGGAUGCUCCUCGCGAUGGCCUGCUUGGUUCAAGGCCUUGACAUAGGCGACAACACACAGCCGACCAAGUCGGGCGUUCCCACGUGGGUCGACGUCGACACGCCGAGAGAGGUCUAUACCAAGGUGAGCUCCCGCGGCGACACGUGGAACCUCGUCAUGAGUGACGAGUUCGAGCUUGACGGGCGCAACUUUACAGCCGGCCACGACCACCUCUGGACCGCGCUCGACAUUCCCGACGGCGUCAACCGCGCGAUCGAGGUCUACAAGCCCGAGAACGCCAACACCAAGGACGGUCUCUGCACGAUCCGCGUCGACUCGAAGGAGAUCGACAUCUCGUACUUCAACGUGUGGGCCAACGAACCGGGCUGGACCGGCAAGAAGAUGUACUACGCGGCGGCGAUGAUGCAGACGUGGAACAAGUUUUGCAUCCAAGGCGGCUUUGUCGAAGUCGCCGCCAAGCUUCCUGGCGCGACGAACACGGGCUCCCAGAACCCACAUGUAACAGGCCAACGGAGGACAGCGCAAGGCAUGAAGCAAGUCAAAGCGCUCGACCCGAUCCCAGACGUCCGCUUCUACCCGACGUGGCCAGGUCUGUGGAUGAUGGGCAACCUCGGCCGUGCGCUCUUUUCUGCGUCGACCAACAAGAUGUGGCCCUGGACGUACAACGAGUGCACGGAGCUCUCGCGAAAGAACCAGCGCAUCUCGGCAUGCAACAAGAAUCCCGGCUUUGGCCUCAACCCAAAUCAAGGCCGCGGCGCGCCGGAGAUCGACAUCCUCGAAGGCGGUGGCACGGCGAUCUCGUCGUCGGUGCAGAUUGCCCCCGGCAUGCCGGACGACUACCGCCCAGUGCCACCACUCCUAAAGUACGAGAACUCAUCCAACGUGGAUGCACAAGGGCGCCAUGGCGUCGGUCACUUGUAUUGCUUUUACGAAAAGCAGUGCUUGACGCUUGGCGCCAACAUGGCUGACGUCCCGACGGCGGCGUUCGCGUCCCGUGGCCACAAGUCGUGGUACCAAGGCCUUCGGUACGCUGCCAACCACCGGUGCUCGCCCGAUUCGACCAAAGUACAGCAGUAUGCGUCGGUGGUGGCGGCGCAAAAUGCAGUCAUUGUCGACAACCAGUUCGACAUCCAACGGAUUAGCUCGGGCCGCGACCGUCAUGCCGACUUGAGCUUAAUCGACGGGAAAGGUCAGCAUCACUGGGGCAUCAACUACAACGGCACGUGCUUCCCGAUCGCGAAUGGGUACAUGGGCGGCUUCCUCUGCGACCGCGACAGUCAGAACCCGAAAUGCGAGCAGCCACGCACGGACGCCCAAGCACCGACCAAGAUGAUGGAGCCGUUCGAGUAUCAAAUGGACGCGAUUUCGGCCAACUGGGACGUGAGUUACGAGGCGUACACGACGUUCUACAAGUACCAGCUCGAGUGGGUUACGGGCAACGACGGGUACGUGCGCUGGACGCUUGACGGCGCGCCAAUUUUCGAGAUCCCAGCGUCGACGAUUACCGACCCGCCGCAGGGUACGGGCAGUGGGUCGUCGUACAACCCCAAGAAGAUCAUGAUCGAAGAGCCGAGCUACUUUAUCUUCAACGUGGCCAUGUCGUCGGCCUGGGGUGCGACGCCGCCCAACUGGCAGGUGGGUCCGUGCCGCGGCAACUCGUCAAUGCCAACGCCGGGCUCGGACGACGCAAAGAUCUCGAACAACGUCUGCGACUCGUUCCCGAUGUACAUGUAUAUCGACUACAUUCGCGUCUGGCAAGACACGACAAAGAUGAGCUACGGCUGCGAUCCCGCGACGCAUCCCACCAAAGAAUUUAUCAAGGCGCACGUCUCCAACUACACGGACCCACUCAACCCGGACAUUCCGGUCGCCGGUGGCGCCAUGUGCAAGAGUGAUGACGACUGCACGGUCGUGCCGAGCUCCACGGGCAGCUGUGUCAACCGACGCUGCUCGUGUGUGACGGCGUGGACCGGACCCCGGUGUACCAAGUUCACCAUCGACGGGUCGUCGUCGUAUGGCCCAUCCGUGGUGCUCGCGGCAGCCCUCGUGGCGUUCGCCUUCGUGGCAUCCGUGGGCGCACUCAUCCUUCGCCGCAAGCGGCGCGGCGACACCAAACUGAACAAACAGAUGGCCAUUUUCAUCAAGACUCCGUGCGAAGAGUCUCGGAGCUACCACACCGAUUUCUAAAACAAGUUGAUCG
Molecule: messenger RNA, 2218 nt
Organism: Saprolegnia parasitica CBS 223.65
Lineage: Eukaryota; Oomycota; Saprolegniomycetes; Saprolegniales; Saprolegniaceae
Exons: 6
Coding region: 1-2205 (734 amino acids)
Biological process (GO): (1->6)-beta-D-glucan biosynthetic process
Cellular component (GO): plasma membrane; endoplasmic reticulum membrane
Molecular function (GO): glucosidase activity
Source: RefSeq, a predicted model, not a curated record